AUGAGUGUCACCUUCAGCAAGAUAGCCAUCUGUCUUGUCUACAUGAGGGUUCUUUCCGGGAAGGGGAGUCAAUGGCGGUUUUUGUUGGGGGGGUUGGUGCUCGUUAUGGCCGUGGUGAAUUUUGCUUUCGCGUUGACGGUGAACUUGCAGUGUAGACCGCUCGAAAAGAUCUGGAGGGGGGGGGAGGUGGAGGGGAGUUGCUGGGACGUCGGUGUGCAGAGGGAUUUUGGGUUUUUCCAGGGGGCGUUUGGGGUUUUUACUUGGUUUUUCUUGGGGGGGUUCUCGGUUGUGAUUUUUGGCAUGGGUUUGGGGGAUGGGAACAAGGGGUGGGAGUAUUGGGGGGCGUUUGGGGUUUGUUCUGCGUGGGUUUUCAUCUUUCGAGUUUGUGAGAAGAGGAGGAGGGUUGCUAACAUGUGA
This is a messenger RNA of Podospora anserina S mat+, 417 nucleotides long. RefSeq lists its product as uncharacterized. Lineage: Eukaryota; Fungi; Ascomycota; Sordariomycetes; Sordariales; Podosporaceae. The coding region runs from base 1 to 417 and encodes 138 amino acids. The record is from RefSeq and is a predicted model, not a curated record. The transcript has a single exon.